Aureococcus anophagefferens is the source of this 2670-nucleotide messenger RNA. RefSeq lists its product as hypothetical. Gene Ontology annotation, molecular function: hydrolase activity, acting on carbon-nitrogen (but not peptide) bonds; acetyl-CoA transmembrane transporter activity. Gene Ontology annotation, biological process: carbohydrate metabolic process. Gene Ontology annotation, cellular component: membrane. The record is from RefSeq and is a predicted model, not a curated record. Lineage: Eukaryota; Pelagophyceae; Pelagomonadales; Pelagomonadaceae. The transcript has 3 exons. The coding region runs from base 67 to 2670 and encodes 867 amino acids.
ACCAGCGCCGUCGUCGUCGCAGGCGUCGGCGAGAGCGUCGCGACGGACGUCGAGUCGCAGAGCACCAUGGCGACGCGGCGACGCGUGCAGCAGCAGCCGCCGGCGUCGCCCGGCCCGACGACGCGGUCCCAGGCCCGCGCCGCCGCCCAGGCGCGCGAGGCCGACGAGGUCCGCGCGCCCCUCGUCGGCGGCAGCGCCGCGGCGCCGUCGCCGCCGCCGGACCACGACGCGCGGUCCGUCGCGCUGCUCAUGGUCCUCUACACGCUGCAGGGCGUGCCCAUGGGCCUCUCGGGCGCGGUGCCGCUGCUCCUCGCGGGCAAGGCGUCGUACAAGAUGCAGUCGCUCUUCAGCCUCGCGUCGCUGCCCUUCUCGCUCAAGCUGCUCUGGGCGCCCUUCGUCGACGCGGCCUACGUGCCCGCGUGGGGCCGGCGGAAGACGUGGCUCGUGCCCGUGCAGCUCGCCAUCGGCUGUUUAAUGGUCGCGAGCCGGGGCCGCAUCGACGCCUGGAUGGCCGACGACGGCUCGGAGCCCAACGUCGAGGCGCUGACGGCGUUGUUCUUCGCGCUCUACUUCCUCUGCGCGACGCAGGACAUCGCCGUCGACGGCUGGGCGCUGACGAUGCUGUCCGAGGCGCGCGUCGGCUGGGCGUCGACGUGCAACUCCGUGGGCCAGACCCUGGGCUUUGCUUUAUCCUACGUCGGCUUCGUCGCGCUCCACGACGAGGCGACGUGCAACAAAUACCUCCGAAAGGAGCCGGCGGUCGGGGGCCUGGUCUCGCUGGCGGACUUUGUGUCGCUCUGCGGCUGGGCGUUCCUGCUGACGACGCUCUUCGUGGCCGCGGGCAAGCGCGAGGGCGACUACGGCGCGGGCUGCGACGACGGCGAGCGCGACGAAAAGAGCAAGGAGGGGCACGGCGCCUACGACGCGCUCCGCGAGCUCAAAACCGCGUACGGCCAGGCGCUCGCGACGCUCAAGCUGCCGCCCGUCGUCGGCCUCUGCGCCGUGCUCCUCACGUGCAAGGGCGCCUUCGGCGCCGCGGACGCCGUGACGUCCAUCCGCGCCAUCGAGUACGGCAUGCCCAAGGAAGAUAUAGCAUUAUUGGCGCCGUUCCUCCUGGUCUGCUCCAUCGCGCUACCGCUCGUCAUCGCCCGGCGCACGUCGGGCGCGCGGCCGCUGGACAGCUUCCUCGUCGGCGUGCCCCUGCGGCUCGCGCUGAACCCGCUCAUCUACUAUUUGCUCGAGUACGUCAAGUACGCGCACGGCGAGGGCGGCACCGCCGCGGACAAGGUCCUCGCGUUCCGACUCUACGCGGCGCUGUCCGCCGCGCGCGAGGUCGGGUCGAACCUCAUGUUCGUCUCGCAGAUGGCCUUCUUCGCGCGCGUCUCGGACCCGAGCUUCGGCGGCACCUACAUGACGCUGCUCAACACCAUCGCGAAUUUGGGCGGCAAGUGGCCGCCGUCGCUCGCGCUCUACGCGGUCGACGCCCUCAAGGGUUUCGGCGUCGACGACCCCUUCCUCGUCGAGCUCGCGGUCUGCACCGCGGGCGGCGCGCUCUGGUUUAUGGUCUUCGCGCCGCGCGUGCUCGCGCUCCAGGCCAUCCCGCCGAGCGAGUGGCGCGUCUCCGCCGCCCGGGCGUCGACGCCGCCGCCCGCGGUCACGAUUGAGUUCGACGGCCUCGUCGUCGAGGCGGCGCCGCGCCGCCCGCCGCCGGCGUCGCCCAUGCGCCUCGUGCCGCGCACGGUCGUCGCCGCCGCGCGCCUGCGCGGCGUCCAGGCCCUCGUCGCCGUCGUCGCGGCCCUCGUCGCCGCGGCGUGCCUCGCGCCGUCGGCGGCCCUGCGCUGGGGCCUCGGCGCGGCCCUCGGCGCGGCCCUCGCCGCCGUGCUCGGCGCCGUCUACCUGCAGCCGACAUUCGCGACGGACCUCGUCGAGCGCCACGAGCCGCGCGUGCUCUGGCGCGCGCGCACGAAGCGGCCCGUGGCCGCGCUGACCAUCGACGACGUGCCCAACUACGGCGCGUCGCGCCUCGAGGAGAUUUUAAGCAUCCUGCGCGAGCACGGCGCGCGCGCGACGCUCUUCGUCAUGUCCGCGUGCCGAAUUCAACCACUGGUCAUGUCCGCGUGCCUCGAGGACGCGCCGGACGCGCUCAAGGCCGCGCUCGCCGCCGCCGUCGGCGAGGGCCUCGUGGAGCUCGGCAACCACGGCGCCUACGACGAGCCCGCCGUGGCGCUCGCCGACGCGGACUUUGUCGCGAAGCACGACCACUGCGACGCGGCGAUCCGAAGGCUCCAGGAGGCGACGACGUGGUUCCGGCCGGGCUCGGGCCUCGUGGACCGGCGCGUCCUCGCCUGGGCCGAGGCGAGGGGCUACCGCGUCGUCCUCGGCAACUGCUACCCCCACGACCCCCUCGACGCGACGCGUUUCGUCAACGCGUCGUACCUCCGGCGCCGCGUGCGGCCGGGCUGCGUCGUCAUCCUCCACGACCGGUGGCACACGCCCGCGACGCUCCGCGCCUACUUCGCGAACGCGCCGGCGAUCCGGCUGACGACGCUCACGGAGGCCUUCGCCCUCGCGGACCGCGGCGCGCCGGGCGGGGAUUGGGCGGACGUGGGCGGGGGCCGCGACGCGCGCGCGCCGCCGGACUCGCCCCGGGAGACGCCAGGCCCGGGUUAG